This is a messenger RNA of Phragmites australis (common reed), 1844 nucleotides long. Its product is annotated as 9-beta-pimara-7,15-diene oxidase-like. The record is from RefSeq and is a predicted model, not a curated record. The coding region runs from base 128 to 1681 and encodes 517 amino acids. The transcript is spliced from 3 exons. NCBI's taxonomy places the organism in Eukaryota, Viridiplantae, Streptophyta, Magnoliopsida, Poales, Poaceae. Gene Ontology annotation, molecular function: iron ion binding; oxidoreductase activity, acting on paired donors, with incorporation or reduction of molecular oxygen; heme binding.
GAUCUCGUGAGGAUCUUUUCUCUACGGAUUGUAUAGAAUUUGCUUUCAAAUCCAGAGUGAUGGCUCUCUUAUGGGUGUGAUGGUCCACAAAGAAUAAGGUUCUUCCACAAUUAGGUGAUCUUGGUUCAUGGAGCUCAACACACUGAUCACCUCUUUCCUCCUUGCUCUCAUCCUCUCACUGCUUGUAAUCCUUGCAUCGUCACUUGGCCUCAGAUCCAGAGCGAAAUCCAAGAAGAAGAGACGGCCGCCUGGUCCAUGGGGCCUCCCCUUCGUCGGGAGCAUCCACCACCUGCUCACCUCGCAGCCGCAGGCCGCCCUCCGCGGCCUGGCCGAGAAGCACGGCCCGGUGAUGUACCUGCGGCUGGGGCAGGUGGACACCGUCGUGGUCUCCUCUGCCGCGGCGGCGCAGGAGGUGCUCCGGGUGAACGACCUCAAUUUCGCCUCGCGACCGAGCCUGCUCGGCGCGGAGAUCAUCUGCUACGGCAACCUCGACGUCGCCUUCGCGCCUUACGGCGCCUACUGGCGGGCGCUGCGCAAGCUCUGCGCGCUCGAGCUCCUCAGCGCCUGCAAGGUGAGGCGGUUCGCGCCCAUCAGGGACAGCGAGACCAUGUCCCUCGUCAGGGAGGUGCUCUGCCGCUCCGGCUCCUCCGGCGGAGAGCCCGUGAACCUCGGCGACCUGCUCGUGUCGUGCGCGAGCUCCAUAACCGGGAUCGCGGCGUUCGGCGACCGCUGCAGCGGGGAGCUCAUGGAGCAGUUCUUGUCGGCCAUCUCCGUGCUGAUAAGCGACAUCUCGGGGUUCUGCGUCUCGGACCUGUUCCCGUCGCUCCGGCUCGUGGACGUCGUCACCGGGACGAAACGCCGGCUGCGGAGGGCUCACCGGCAGCUCGACGGUGUGCUCGACAAGAUCAUUGCUGAGUGCGAAGCGCGGCGCAAGGAGAGGAAGGCGAAGAAUACUGGAGGAGAAGACGACCUUCUGAGCGUCAUGCUGAGGAUCCGUGAUGAGGGCGAGUUUGAGUUUCCCUUCAACACCACAAACAUCAAGGCAAUCAUUCUGGAUUUAUUCACAGGAGGGACGGAGACGGUUUCAUCAACCGCUGAGUGGGUCAUGGCAGAGCUGAUGAAGAACCCGGACGCAAUGGCGAAGGCGCAAACGGAGGUGUGGCACGCAUUCAAGAACACAAGCCCUUGUGACCAUGGGUCCCAAAUGGACGAGCUGCACUACACGAGGAUGGUGAUCAAGGAGACCCUGAGGCUGCACCCACCCCUCCCGCUUCUUCUUCCUCGCCUGUGCCGGGAGACCUGCGAUGUCGGUGCGUUCGAGGUGGCCAAGGGCAGCAGGGUGAUCGUCAACUCAUGGGCGAUCGCAAGGAGCCCGGAGUACUGGGACGACGCCGAGGAGUUCAAGCCAGAGAGGUUUGAGAACAGUACGGCAGACUACAAAGGCACACAGUUUGAGUACUUGCCAUUCGGGCACGGGAGGAGGAUUUGCCCCGGCUUCGGCUUCGGGAUGGCCUCCCUGGAGCUCAUCGUGGCACGGCUCCUCUACUACCUCAACUGGAGCCUUCCGGAUGGAAUGCAGCCAGAGGAGCUGGACAUGGACACGACUGUCGGCGCGUCGGCGAAGAGAACCAACCAACUGCACCUGGUGGCUUCGCCUUACGAAGUUCGGAUGGAAAUAUGAAGAUUGCAUUCAAACAGUGCGAAAAGAACUCCUCCCUAAAGCCAGAUAUCAACAAAGAUCGGAGAGGGGUUGAACACUGUGGCUACCCUAUACUUCUCAGUUAUCACGCGUGCAUACUUGAAAGACUUGGCUUAGCUUUCUAAACCGGCACUACUCAACCUAU